Molecule: messenger RNA, 1515 nt
Organism: Cynara cardunculus var. scolymus (artichoke)
Lineage: Eukaryota; Viridiplantae; Streptophyta; Magnoliopsida; Asterales; Asteraceae
Product: probable WRKY transcription factor 36
Exons: 6
Coding region: 1-1515 (504 amino acids)
Biological process (GO): regulation of DNA-templated transcription
Molecular function (GO): sequence-specific DNA binding; DNA-binding transcription factor activity
Source: RefSeq, a predicted model, not a curated record
AUGGAUAUCAAAAGCUCUACUUCCAUGGAAGCUGCUAGCAGCUUGAACAUGGAGAAAUCUAUGUUCAGUUUUUUUGAGGUUAAAGAAGCAGCAAAGAUGAAGAACAACAUUCAUCUUCAUGGUGAUCAAACCCUAGUAUCAAAAGCCUCCUCCCAGGCAGUGAACGAUGGGGAUCCUUCUUUGUCUAAUGAAGAAGAUGAUCCAGCUGAAGAUUACAAGCAGGAUGGUUUGAUUUCAUCAGCUAAAGCUGAUAUGGGUCAAGUUAGACAGGAGAACCAGAAGUUGAAACAUACAUUAACUAGGGUUUUGAAGGAUUACAAGUUGUCGCAAAUGCACUUUAAUGACUUUUUCCAACAAGAAGUUCCUAAAAGUUCCGAAUGUCUGGCUCCUGAUCAUCAGGAAGGUGAUGGAACUGAACUCAUUUCUCUAAGCCUUGGAACACUUUCUAGUCAUAAACCUAAGAGGGAUGGUCCAAAGAAAGUGAAUUGCUUCAGCAAAAGCAAAGAAGACAGUGAUGAUGAUCAAGAACUCAAAUUAGGGUUGGGCUGCGAAUUCGACCUAACUCCAACUAGAGUUGUCAUCAAUGACUUGAAGAAAGAUGAAACAACACAGAUCAUGGAGCCACCAGUUAAUAGUUUAAAGACCCAGAGAAUCGAGGAUAAUGAUCUCUUAGAUCAGAUCCCUUUGAAGAAAGCUAGGGUUUCUGUAAAAGUUAUAUGUGACACGCAAACGAUGAAUGAUGGAUGUCAAUGGAGGAAAUAUGGACAAAAAAUUGCGAAAGGAAAUCCAUGCCCUCGAGCAUAUUACCGAUGCACAAUGUCACCAUCUUGCCCAGUCAGAAAACAUGUGCAAAGAUGUGCCGAGGACAGGUCUGUGCUGAUAACCACCUAUGAAGGAACUCACAACCACCCACUUUCAGUAUCAGCAACAGCAAUGGCUUCUACCACUUCAGCAGCAGCCUCGAUGUUAAAAUCCACCUCUUCAACCUCACAACCAGGCCUCACCACCACUGCCGCAUCCUCCACAGCCACCACCUUCUCAAGCCCUCAUGGCAUGACUUACAAUUCAAGGGCACCUCAAUACCCAUUUUAUCUACCCAACACCACAAUAUCCACCUAUCAGUCACACCCAACUAUCACUCUUGAUCUCACAUCAAGUCCCCAUUUCAAUAGAUCAACUUCGUCAAACUUCGGAAUGGGUGCACCAAGAUUUUCUUCUUCCACAUGCCUUAACUUCUCUUCCCCAUCCUCGUCAACCUCUUCCUCCAUUGAGUCCAACUACAAGAAUCCUAUUGCAUUUUCAUAUCUUGGGAGGCAGACACUUAAUGAGGCGGUGAAUCCAACAUCACUAAAUGAUAGUUACAAGAAUAAUUCUAGUUCUGCUUUACAACAGCAUUCAGCAGAGACAAUUGCAGCUGCAACCAAAGCUUUAACCUCAAACCCAUCUUUCCGAUCAGCAUUGGCAGCGUCAAUUACAUCCCUUGUCCGAAAUGCCGGUGGUGGGGCCAGAAUAUGA